CUUGUGUAUAUUAUUUGGAAACGGUUGGCCGUCCAUAAAUUCCAACGGCUUUCCGGGAAACUGUCUCAGUCUUCUGAUUACUUCAAGACAACACCUUCCGCUUCCAGAUAGCCAUCCCCAUCCACCUCACUCCAGCAUACCCGUGCUCCCUCAUUGGCUCCUUCUACCACCUCUACCCCUGAUAAAACACCAUGACUAUGACCUGGGUGUCUCAACUAUGCCGGAGCCUUAGGGCUCCCGGCACGGGCAAACGAUACAGGAAUGCCUUGAUUGGAAUCCUGUUCGUUCCGCUGAACCAACUAAUCGUUGUACCUAUACAACUCACCUUCGACAACCACCAGAUAAACCUUCCCGCUUCCAUUAUAGUGAUGCUGUUGGUAUUGACCGUGAUGCUCUUUGCCAACUUCAUCCACGGAGGCACGGGUGAUUGCUACAGCAGACACUUGAAAGGUCCAACCGACUUUCUCGGCCGCCACAUGUCUUUUGGCUUCGUUGCAUCAUUCAUCAUGCUGAGCAAGGAGCACAUCGAGACCGGUACCGAUGUCCCAAAGAUUGCAUGUGCUUUCAUCAUAACCAGCCUCAUCAGCUACAUCGGUUGCUUUCUCUUUGCUAUUGGGAGUUUCCGAAUCGAGGAGUGCCUGAGAAGCCUGCGCAAGCGAGCCAAUGACUUCGACACUGAGGAGAACCAUAAGCCAUCCCCAGGACCAGCGCCGCUCCCUUCUAAAUAUGCAAGUGGUAGACGCAUCUCUCAGGUCUCGCAGCUCACUACGGUCCUCAUGAACAAUGCGUCGUUGUCCUCGCUCGAGACACUCAGCACAGCCCCCGGGGCGAUGGAGUUCCUCGCCAGUACGACACCGCUCUGGAUCUCGCUCUUCCUGCUCUGCAUUAUCGGCCUGCCUGUGUAUUGUGCUGCCGAGUACGACAUGCCCCUUGAGGUCUUUAGUUUCACCAGCUUCUGGAUCAUCACCGUCCUGUUCCAACGCUCGCUCAAGACGUGCAAAACCCUGGAGCUGCGUCCCCGACUCCGGUCUACCUUGGUCAUCCUCUUCAACCCCGUCCUCCUGACCUCCAUGCUCGGUACCGCCUUCUUCUGGAUCAAAGCCGCCAUAACCCAUCGCUCCCUGCGCGAAAUCCUCUCUGCCUUCCGCCGCGAGCGCUCCUGGGCCAGCAUCGUGUCCAAGAUCGCGGCGGACCACAACCCCCAAAUUCACAUUGGUGCGGGCGACCUGGCCCAAGCCCUCCUGGACGCGGGCAUCGUGUCUCUGGGGCUGAAGAUGUUCGAGUAUCGACGGGAGCUGUGGAACAGCUUCACGACCGUCUUCUCAACGUCCAUGGUUUUUGCCACCAUUAACUUAUUCUUAAACGUCAUCUUCGCGCACGCCAUGGGCCUCGCCCAGCCCGAUGCCCUCGCCUUCGCCGCCCGCAACGUCACCAUCGCGCUCGGUGUCCCCGCCGUACAGAACCUGAACGGAAGUACCACGCUCAUGAGCGCGCUCGUCGUGUUCAGUGGCAUGCUAUUCCAGAUGACGGGAGACUUCCUCUUCGCUUGGCUCGGCAUUCGAGAUCGACCCCAACAGCUACAGCAGCCCGCCAUGACCGUCUGCGCAAGCGAUGAGGAAAAAGGGGCGAACGACGAUGCUGCUGCAGCGGGACACGGCAGCAAUUGCAAGGUGGUAGCUGCGGGUAUCGCGGUGGGCAUCAAUGCUGCGGCCAUGGGCACGGCGCACCUGAUUGAGCGGGACUCGAGCGCCACGGCGUACUCAGCGCUGUCCAUGACGAUCUUUGGGGCAAUCACCGUGGCACUUACUGCCGUGCCGGCUAUCGCGGAUUGUUUGAUUUCUUUGGCGUCUCGAUGAAACGUCGUUCAUGU
Molecule: messenger RNA, 1870 nt
Organism: Pseudomassariella vexata
Lineage: Eukaryota; Fungi; Ascomycota; Sordariomycetes; Amphisphaeriales; Pseudomassariaceae
Exons: 3
Coding region: 192-1856 (554 amino acids)
Source: RefSeq, a predicted model, not a curated record